CUUUUCCAUGGAAAUUCUAGAAUGAGAAAAGUUAUAUUAAACAGGCCAGGCAAACUAAACACACUCAACUAUCAAAUGGUUAUGGAAUUAUUCAAAAACUUAACCAUUUAUGAACGAGAUCCCAGUGUUAAUCUUGUGAUGGUUAAGGGAAAUGGGAAGGCAUUUUGUGCUGGUGGUGAUAUUAUAGCUGUCUUGAAACUUAUUACUGAAGGACAUUGGAGCUUUGCCCUGAAGUUUUAUGAGAAACAGUUACGCCUUGAUCACAUGAUCGCCACUUAUAAGAAACCAAUGGUUUCCAUUGUAAAUGGAAUAAUUAUGGGAGGAGGCGUGGCCAUAUCCAUAUUCUCGAAAUUUCAAAUUGUCACAGAGAAUACGUUAUUCGCAAUGCCAGAGGCAGCAAUAGGUCUUUUUCCAGAUGUGGGUGCCUCAUACUUCUUGUCUAGACUUUCAGGUUAUUUUGGAGAAUACAUAGGAUUGACUGGAAUUAGACUGGAUGGAGCUGACAUUGUUGCAUGCGGUUUAGCAACUCAUUUUGUCCAUUCCAAGGAUGUUAAUCUUUUGGAGAAUGCAAUUGAGGAGUUAUCAAGGUUAUCUCAAACAAUUGACAUAUCAAUGCUCAAUGAGACAAUUAAUAUAUACGCUCAAAAACCUUGUUUAAAGCAAUCUAGCCCACUCAUAAGAUUGGAGAUGAUCAAUCGAUGUUUCUCAAACGAUACUGUUGAAAAGAUACUAGACUUCCUGGUAAAUCUAUCUACAAAGAAUUGCGACAAGUGGAUUAUUGAUACCAUAAAUUCAAUGAAAUCUGCAUCUCCAACAAGUCUCAAAUUGUUUCUAAGAUCGAUUCGAGAAGGCCGAACUCAAAAACUCGAUCAAUGUCUGGUUCGUGAAUAUAAUGCCAUUGCACAUCUUUGCGCACAAUCAUUUGUUAAUGACUUCCUUCAGGGAUCAAGAGCAAUGCUAGUAGAUAAGGACAAAAAACCUAAGUGGAAGUACUCCAUGUUAGAGGAAGUGAAAGAAGAAAUAGUAAAGCAACAUUUUGAGGAGAUGAUGGGUGAUGAAGAAUUCAAGCCUUUGCUUCUAGAUACUUCUAGAACCUCGAACCUUGACCGUUCUUCAUCAAGUUGCACCAAAAUUCUUCCCUCCAGACAUUAGGCAUGUAGCUGAUCCAAUUAUUAUUAAUGUUAUAUUUCAAUUAUUUGUUGGAUGUUCUAGU
Molecule: messenger RNA, 1213 nt
Organism: Impatiens glandulifera
Lineage: Eukaryota; Viridiplantae; Streptophyta; Magnoliopsida; Ericales; Balsaminaceae
Product: 3-hydroxyisobutyryl-CoA hydrolase 1-like
Exons: 13
Coding region: 22-1152 (376 amino acids)
Biological process (GO): L-valine catabolic process
Molecular function (GO): 3-hydroxyisobutyryl-CoA hydrolase activity
Source: RefSeq, a predicted model, not a curated record